Messenger RNA from Salarias fasciatus (jewelled blenny), 5397 nucleotides. It is a transcript of the gene dclk2a, whose product is annotated as doublecortin-like kinase 2a. Bases 442 to 3699 code for a protein of 1085 amino acids. Gene Ontology annotation, biological process: protein phosphorylation; intracellular signal transduction. The record is from RefSeq and is a predicted model, not a curated record. The transcript is spliced from 17 exons. Gene Ontology annotation, molecular function: protein kinase activity; ATP binding. Lineage: Eukaryota; Metazoa; Chordata; Actinopteri; Blenniiformes; Blenniidae.
GGAAGGAUGUGAGAGGGAGAAGGAGGUGGAUUGUGUUUCUGAACCGCUGAAGUUUUUUUCUUUUCUUUUCCUUUCUUUUUUCGCCUGUGAAAUCCCUUCGGUAGUUGCCAAGACGAACACAGGUUCACUAGGAUGUCUGACAGACAGUCGCUACUGAACAGGUUUUCUACCGGAUGAUCCGGAGUUGGUGUUCGGAUCAUCGCUGCUGUGGAGGAAUCGCUGGGUUUGGGACUCGCUUCUAGUGGAUCUGAAGCUCUCCUGGACUCGCCUGUGCAGUUGUAAGUGGUUGCGUGUUUGGUGGAUCGGACGUGGCGUCUUUGGACUUGCACGUGUGAGUUUGUUUUCUCCGGGACGCAGCGGUACUUCAGCCUCCUCCAGCCCGGAGCUGCUCCUGCUUUGGGGUUUGACUGAAACCAGGGAGGAAAGGUCAGGAUAGAGAACAUGUCGCUGAGCAGAAGCAUCGAAUUCGAACACUUCGAGGAGCGAGAGAAGCCGCACCGGACACCGAAGACGAAUUCUGGCUCCGGGUCUCAGUCCGGCUCCAGGGGGAACGGUCUGGUCCAGAGCCCCGCGCACAGCGCGCACUGUAGUUUCUACCGCACGCGCACCCUCCAGUCCCUCACCUCCGAGAAGAAAGCCCGAAAAGUGCGGUUUUACCGCAAUGGCGACAAGUAUUUCAAAGGACUGGUGUACGCGGUGUCCCACGACCGGUUCAGGUCUCUGGAUGCUCUGCUCAUGGAGCUCACGAGGUCCCUGUCAGACAACGUGAACCUUCCCCAAGGAGUGCGCACUUUGUUCACGGUGGAUGGCAGCAGGAAGAUCACCAACUUGGAUGAGUUGAUUGAGGGAGAGAGUUAUGUGUGUGCCUCUAACGAACCCUUCCGCCGUGUGGACUACAUGAAGAACGUGAACCCCAACUGGUCGGUGGGCAGCAAAACUGGCACGUCGCGCUCCCUCACCUCCCUCACCCCGCUGAAAAGUGAGCUGCACCGCGAAUCUAAGGACUUCAUCAAACCCAAGCUCGUCACGGUCAUCCGCAGCGGCGUCAAGCCUCGCAAGGCAGUUCGGAUCCUGCUCAAUAAGAAAACGGCUCACUCCUUCGAUCAGGUGCUCACGGACAUCACCGACGCCAUCAAGUUGGACUCGGGAGCUGUGAGGCGACUCUACACUUUGGAAGGAAAGCAGAUCACCUGCCUGCAGGACUUCUUCGGCGAUGACGAUGUGUUCAUAGCCUGCGGACCGGAGAAGUACCGCUAUUCCCAGGAUGAUUUUGUUUUGGAUCACAGUGGUAAGGCUUCCACAGCCUUUAUGACUGAAUGCAGAGUGCUGAAGUCGUCUUACAGCCGCUCUGCGACUCCCAAUCGGACGGCUAAAAGCCCUAAACCUUCACGACGCAGCAAGUCGCCCAGUGCGGCAAGGCGACCUGUCCACUUCUCCACCAGUCAGUCCUCGAUCAAGUCCCCAGUAAAUGGUGUAUCAACAAGCCAGAUCUCAACUUCCAAGUCUACCAAGUCCUCCACACCGUCUCCCACCAGCCCUCUACCUAUUCCCAGUUUUAAGAUUCUUCCCUCUCAUCACAGCUCCUCCCCAAAUGUAAAUGGUUCACUGAACAAUCACCACGAUCAAACCGAUGAACUGAGCCCAGAAGUCAACGGGAACCGAUACCCUCCCGCCGUCAACAUCUUGGAGAAAUACAAGAUUGGCAAAGUGAUUGGAGACGGGAACUUCGCUGUGGUCAAAGACUGUGUGGAGAGGUCCACGGGGAAGGAGUUUGCUCUGAAGAUCAUCGACAAAGCCAAGUGCAGUGGAAAGGAGCACCUCAUCGAGAGCGAGGUGGCUGUGCUGCGGCGGGUCAAACACCCCAACAUCAUCAUGCUGAUCGAGGAGGUGGACACGCCCACAGAGCUCUACCUCGUUAUGGAGCUCGUCAAGGGAGGGGAUUUAUUCGAUGCCAUCACCUCCUCUGCCAAGUACACUGAAAGAGACGCCAGCAUCAUGGUGUACAACCUCGCCGGAGCGCUCAAGUACCUGCACAGCAUGAGCAUCGUCCACAGGGACAUCAAGCCCGAGAACCUGCUGGUGUUCGAGUACCCCGAUGGCACCAAGUCCUUGAAACUGGGAGACUUCGGCCUGGCCACAGUGGUGGAGGGACCGCUGUACACGGUGUGUGGGACUCCGACAUACGUGGCUCCAGAGAUCAUCGCCGAGUCUGGCUACGGUCUGAAGGUGGAUAUCUGGGCUGCGGGCGUCAUCACCUACAUCCUCCUGUGUGGCUUCCCCCCAUUCAGAAGCGACAAUAACCUGCAAGAGGACCUGUUCGACCAGAUUCUUCUCGGGCGGCUGGACUUUCCGAGUCCGUACUGGGACAACAUCACCGACUCGGCUAAGGAGCUGAUUGGAAAGAUGCUUCAGGUCAACGUGGAGGCUCGAUACACAGCCCAGGACGUCCUCUCACACCCAUGGGUCACGGACGACGCGGUGACGGACAACAACAUGAAGACGGAGGUGACAGGUAAACUGAAGACGCACUUCAACGCGGCGCCGAAGGAAAAUGACACGGCGGCUGGAGUGACGGUCAUCAUGAACACGGCUCUCGAUAAGAAGACCCUCCAGCUCGCCGCCCGCUGCUGUCCAGGGUUACAAACGGAGCCAAGUCCCCGGCUGUUGGCUGAGAAGAGCGUCUCCUCCUCUGUGCCAGACGAACCGGCUUCUCCAACCAAACAGGCUCCAUGUGGCGAAGCACUGAGGUCUAUGGAGCUGGCUCCACCAGCUGAGACUGCGAGCUGUGAGGCAGCUGCACCCGGACCCGCAGCGCCCCAUGAGCCUGAUGCUGCACCUGCAGCUCCUACUGAUCCUGAUCCUGCACCUGCAGAUCCCCCGGUUGAGCCUGAUGCUGAACCCGCAGCACCCACUGACCCCGAUGCUGCACCUGCAACUCCCACAGUUGAGCCUGAUCCUGAUGCCGUCCUGGCAGCUCCGACUGAUUGUGAUCCUGCACCCGCAGCCCCCCAUGAGCCUGAUGCUGCAACUGCAGAUCCUCCAGUUGAGCCUGAUGCUGAACCCACAGCACCCACUGAUCCUGAUGCCACACCUGCAGCUCCUACUGAUCCUGCACCCGCAGGUCCCACGGCUGAGCUCGAUCCUGCACCCACAGAUCCCCGGGGUGAGCCUGAUGCUGCACCCACCCUCCAGCCUGACUGCUCUCCGCCCCCGGGUAGCAGCCCACCGUGGGUCGCCACACCCGACCUGCCCCCCUCUGCUCCCACUAAUCCGCUUCAGUUCUAUGUUUUGCCCACCAACUCAAUGCCUCCCGAAAUUGAGGCUCCCUCGGCUCCCGGUCCGUCUUUAGAGCCCGCCUCUCCAUCUUGUCCUCCCGCUCUGCUCCCCUGCACCACCCCCUCCCCACCCGUCUCCUGUCCUUUCCCACUGUCGCCCUCUGAAGCGGCCCAGAACCUUUCCUCUCCACCCGAACCCAUGUGUCUUUCACCCUCCGCCCCGAUCAGAGCUGCAGCGUCUCCAUCCCCCUCCCCCGUCUCCCCCGUCCAGCCUCUUGUCUUCUUCCCCAUCUCCGCCCCAACAGAACCUUCCUCCCCCUCCUCCAUCCUCCCCACCCUGUUUCCUUCACCUCCUUCCACACCACCUAGAUCCACAUCCCCCCCGUCCCCCAGACUUUUACCCACUGAAGAACUUGUGGAUUAAAUCAGCUUAAGUUAUAUCUCUGCUUCAGCUUCUUCCUCUUCUUCCUCGCUCAAUGUUAAGUAACAGAAAAUCCAAACAUCACAAUAAGCAUUUCUCAGUAGCUGUAUUCUGAGCCAGAGGCCGUUGUCCCCACAUCUUUGCCUCCCGUGCUGCCAGGCGGAGGAGCGACGUGUCUUUUUAAGUCUGUCCUUUGUGUAAAUAUCCGUUUUUAUUUAUUGAUGAUUGUUGUGGAGAAAGGGAACGAGCCGAGUGUCACCGUUCUGACUGGUUCAGGUUCUGCUUCACUGUAAUGUGAAUCCUUUCACUUUAGUGCAUCACGCUGUAAAUAUUUAUUCAGUGCAAACACAUGGUGAGCUGUUGUUUCUUUAACAGUAAUUAUUUGUUGGUUUUGUACAUUUGCGUCACAGAAAAUGUAACUAUUGUUUUUGUCAGUUUUCUUUCACACUCGGCACAUAUGAAGGAUAAAUAUAAUCAUUAUGGCCUCAAGUUUAAAUAAGAGAAAAGCAUCUAAUGUGGAUAUUUUAAGCUAUUUUGAGAGGAUGUUUUUUGAUUUUAAUAGGAUAUAUUCUGCCACGAUCAGGUGUAACACAAAAUAGGGUGAAAUGUUACAGCUUCACUGUUUGAAUUCAGCGAUGACAAGAUGAACUUUUCUAUUGGAGGUUUUUUGAGCUGUACCUGUAUAAAAGCAUAUCCAUACUCUGAACUGGGAGGACUCUCAGCAGUGUUUCAGUGUACAGUGGGUGGACAAAAGCAAAUGUGUAUUUCAAAUAAAGUAACAGUUUAAUGAGUGUUGUGCAGCUGCAGCUGUAUCUGUGCCUCGAAGUCCUUCCAGUACCGUGAACAUCUGUUAAAUCUGCUUCAACAAGUUUGAUUUCACCUGAGCUGCAUCCAUUUAUCUAGCCUCUAUAUCGCAUGGCGAUUCCCUCACGACAUACAUGUCUCUGGGUGGCCUGGAGCCAUGGAUUUAUAUUUAAAUUGAAAUUAAAGAAGUGAUACAAAGCCUCUUAGAAAAUACAGUUUGUCCCUGUUAACCUCGCAUGAGUUGCUACCAUUACCUAAUAGAAUAAAUACUUUAGAAAGUAAAAGUGAUUUAUGACUGGCUUAUAAAUUCCACUGGCCAGAUUUUCGUUGCUGUCGGCAUCAAAAGAAAAUCCACAAUCCUGGUAUUACAGGAGGGAUUUGAUGGAUGUCUUCAAACCUGUGAAAAUAAACUGAAAACUCUUCAGAUCUCCACACACAAAUAGAAACUCAUCACGUUUUAUGCCAGCGUAGCUGGUUUUGUAAUAUUCACUCUGGUAUUGAAUCUUUUGUCCUCCCACUGCAACAUAUGCUGACACUUUGAUUUAAACGAUGUAUUUAUGUAUUAUUUGGUUUCAACACUGUAUCUGUACAUAGUGUGCGAUCAACCUGAAACUUGAAGGUUUGUUUAUGCGUCUGUGUUCGAGCUGCUCUGACCUUUAGAGUCAGAGCUGCUGCUCUUUAAAACACGGACAUAAAUCCAGCAGACAUCAAACAAAACUCUGGCUUUGCUUCUUGUGACAUUUGCAACACAGAACACUUUAUCUCUGAUGACAAGGUUGCAUUAAACUAGUUAGCUCCUUGAGAGUAUGUUGGAUUUGGGAGGUUGAAUGUGUUAUAAGUGGGUUUGGGCUUUUGAGCUUGAUCAAAAGCUUAAUGAGGCCUUUAUUAAAAAAAAAA